Calliphora vicina (urban bluebottle blowfly) is the source of this 852-nucleotide messenger RNA. RefSeq names its product skin secretory protein xP2-like. Lineage: Eukaryota; Metazoa; Arthropoda; Insecta; Diptera; Calliphoridae. The transcript has 2 exons. The coding region runs from base 1 to 852 and encodes 283 amino acids. The record is from RefSeq and is a predicted model, not a curated record.
AUGGCUGCUAAAUUUGUGAUUCUGGCUGUUCUUGCCUUGUGCGCUACUCAAGCCUAUGCAGGCGGUUAUUCCACCUUUGCCUCGACUUAUAAUGCCCACUCUAUCAAUCAUGCUGUUGCAUAUCCAGCUGGUGGUGCUAAAGUUGCCGUGCCAGCUGUACCGGCCACACCAGCCGCAGUUGCUGCUCCCAUUCCUGCUGUAGCUCCCACUCCAGCUGCUGCUCCUACUCCUGCAGUUGCACCAUCACCUGCAUCAGCUCAAGUUCCAUCUGCUGCAGCUCCUGGUCAAUCGCCGGCCCCAGCUGCUGCUACACCAGCUCAAGUGCCAUUUGCUACUGCCGGUCAAGUAGGAUUUGUUGGCACGCCAUUUGGCUUUGCUGCUCCCGGUAAAGUUGGCUUCUCUGCAUCUCAAGUAGGUUUUGCUGCCGGACAUGCAUAUCCUGCUGGUCCUAUCUAUGCUGCUCCUACUUAUGGAGCAGCUCCAGCUUUUGCACAUACUUAUGGCAAUGCUCCUGCUUAUGGCGCUGCUCCCGCUUAUGCUGUCGGUCCUGCUUAUGCCACUGCUUCUGCUUAUGUUCCUGCUUAUGCCGCUGCUCCUGCCUAUGGUCCUGCUUAUGCUGCCGCACCUGCUUAUGCCUCUGCUCCAGCUUAUGCUCCCGGCUCUGUAGCUUUUGCUGCCCCUUCUAAAGUAGGUUUCACAACUAAUGGUCCUGUAACUUUUGCCUCAGCUCCGUCUGGUCCUGCCUUUGCUACUGCGCCUGCCCCUGCCCCAGUAACUUUUGCUCCAGCACCCCCUAAGGUAGCCUUCUCUGGUCCAGCUGCUUUUGCUGGCCCCUCUUAUGCUGCCUGGUAA